This is a messenger RNA of Penicillium manginii, 2499 nucleotides long. Its product is annotated as ubiquitin ligase complex subunit HRD3. Gene Ontology annotation, biological process: ERAD pathway. The record is from RefSeq and is a predicted model, not a curated record. Gene Ontology annotation, molecular function: protein binding. The transcript is spliced from 4 exons. Bases 1 to 2499 code for a protein of 832 amino acids. Lineage: Eukaryota; Fungi; Ascomycota; Eurotiomycetes; Eurotiales; Aspergillaceae. Gene Ontology annotation, cellular component: endoplasmic reticulum membrane.
AUGAGGGCGUCACUCCCCUGUUUUCUGCCGGCGCUGCUGCUAUCACAGGUAUAUGCAGUAGGGUCAACACAAGCUCCCAUCAACGAUGAUCCAAUGACCGCCAUCGCCAGCAAUGUGGAUAACCAACAGUACUUGUUUCAAACUGCAGAGCCAGAACCUCGGCCGGUCAGUCAACGUGUUGUAAAUGCCUGGGAUAUUCUUCGAGCCACAAAACCUACCAAUCUUCACGCCGACAGGCCGACGGGGCUACUUGCAUACACCUUACACUAUGGUCGUGAGGCCUUUCGGUUGCUGUUUCUCAAUGGGCCCAUAUCUGAUGCAACAGAACGCAAAGUCAGUUCGAAUGUUUUAAGCGCAGUCGACGAGCUCAGAGCCGCUGUGGAGGAAGAGGAGGAUCCGGACGCCAUGUUUCUUCUGGCCGAGAUGAACUUCCACGGCAAUUUCACCUACCCGCGCAACUUCAGCGAAGCCUUCCUGUGGUACAACGAACUGGCAUGGUUGACUGGAAACAGCACGGCACAAUCCAUGGUUGGUUUCAUGUAUGCGACGGGCAUUGGCAAUGCGGUUGAACGCGACCAGGCAAAGGCGUUGAUGUACCAUGAAUUUGCCGCUGAGGGAGGAAACACACGAUCCGAAAUGACCCUUGCGUACCGCUAUCAUACAGGAAUCGGUGCACCCAAGAACUGCAAACACGCGAUUCUUUAUUAUAAGAGAGUGGCGGACAAGGCCAUUGAGCACUAUCGGUCUGGGCCGCCCGGGGGCCACGCCAUGAUUAGGGAAUCCUAUCGCUGGGCAGAAGAAGAGGGUGGUGUUUACGGAGAAGGUGCUAGUUUCUCGAGCUCUGGGCAUAACGCGCGGGACGCUGCCCACUCCGAUGAAGCAAGCGUUGAGGACCUGAUGGAGUAUUUGAACCUCCUGUCCCACAAGGGUGACUUAAAAGCAACCUUCAGCUUAGGAAAGAUGCACUACGAAGGUGCCCGUGGACUUCCUCGUAAUUUUCGACGAGCUAUGAAGUAUUUCAUGAUCGUUGCGAAGAAAUAUUGGGCUAAGGAUGGAUCUAUCAGUCCUAACCCAUCUGCAGGACUUGACAAACUAGCUGCCAAGGCGGCAGGACAUAUUGGUCUCAUGUACCUUCGUGGUGAGGGGGAUGAACAAAGCUUCCCAGCUGCUCUCGGUUGGUUCAGACGUGGCAUCGAAAAUGGAGACGCUCUUUGCCAGCACCAGAUGGGGCUGAUGUACCUCCAUGGCUAUGGAGUCCCUCAGGAUGCCUAUAAAGCGGCAUCAUACUUUAAGGUUGCAGCCGACCAGGACCUUCCCGCAUCAGAGACACGACUCGGCGCCCUCUUCUUGGAUCAAGGAGAUAUAGCGACCGCGACGCGAUACUUCGAUCUUGCCGCCCGUUGGGGAUGGAUGGAGGCUUACUACUACCUCGCUGAAAUGGCGCACUUUGGCGUUGGUCGACAACCACACUGCGGUGUCGCUGCGGCUUAUUAUAAAUUGGUCGCAGAGAAAGGUGAAGCGAUUCACUCAGCAUUCGUCGAGUCCAACGCUGCCUAUGAGGCUGGAGACAACGAGGCUGCUCUGGUUCCGGCCAUGAUGGCUGCCGAACAGGGCUAUGAACAUGCCCAAGCAAAUGUGGCAUUCAUACUUGACGAGCAGCGCUCUCUUUUCUCCCUGGAUUCCAUCCUGCCAUGGGCGAAGAAAACCCGGUCGUCCUUGAUGCGUAACACUGCACUAGCACUGAUAUAUUGGACCAGGUCGUCCAAGCAGGCCAACAUUGAUUCCUUGAUCAAGAUGGGUGACUAUUAUCUAGCUGGCAUGGGGACUGUGCUUGAUGCUGACAAGGCAUCGACCUGUUACCACAAUGCGGCCGAGGCAUACCACAGCGCACAAGCAUACUGGAAUCUGGGCUGGAUGCACGAGAAUGGCGUUGCGGUGCAGCAGGAUUUCCACAUGGCUAAGCGGUAUUAUGACCUAGCUCUUGAGACCAAUUCCGAGGCGUAUCUUCCAGUCAAGCUCAGCUUAAUGAAAUUGAGAGCCCGGGGAUACUGGAACCGCAUUACGAAUGGAGACAUCAAUCCGAUUCGUGAUGAUGAAGAUGUUCGACCUCGUCGUACCUUCAGAGAAUGGGUUCAGGCCUUUAUCGAGAACGAGGCGCAGUAUUAUGAUGCACUUUAUGAGGGACAGGAAAACGAUGAAGAAUAUGCUGGAUCACGAAGCCUGGACGGAGAACACGAGGAUGGGUACUACGAUGAUCUUGAAUUUGAUAUUGAUGAGGGCAUGUUGGAAGGUCUUCUUAUCGUCGGACUUGCAGCGACUCUCUUGGUGCUCGUCUACAUCCGCCAGCAACAGCAGCGUAAUCGUCAGAACCAAAAUGCCGCGAACCAGGGAGAUGGGAAUUUAAACAACGCAAACGCUAAUGUGAAUGACCGUGGAUUCUUCCCGCGUCCUGGCGAUCCGGAAUUUGGGCAAUGGGUAGCAGGAGGGGUUGGCCAUUGA